Molecule: messenger RNA, 927 nt
Organism: Oncorhynchus nerka (sockeye salmon)
Lineage: Eukaryota; Metazoa; Chordata; Actinopteri; Salmoniformes; Salmonidae
Product: G1/S-specific cyclin-D2-like
Exons: 4
Coding region: 1-927 (308 amino acids)
Biological process (GO): mitotic cell cycle phase transition; regulation of cyclin-dependent protein serine/threonine kinase activity
Cellular component (GO): cyclin-dependent protein kinase holoenzyme complex; nucleus; cytoplasm
Molecular function (GO): cyclin-dependent protein serine/threonine kinase regulator activity
Source: RefSeq, a predicted model, not a curated record
AUGUCUGUGUCUCUGUGGUGUGAGGAGGAAGUCCGAGGCCAGCAAGGCCAGGGAGCCCAGCAGGGCCAGGCCAGGGGCCAUUCACAGCUCCGGGCCCCCUGGGACCCCAGUGUGUCUGGGCAGCGGAUCAUCCAGAGGCUGCUACAGGUGGAGGAGAGAUAUCUGCCCUCCGCCCUCUACGUCGCCCUCAUUCAGAGAGAGCCGGAGCGCAGAGAGGAGCUCGCCAAGUGGGCUAUGGAAGUAUGCUGUGAGCGUGGCUGUGACGAAACAGUGUUUCCCCUGUCUGUCUCUAUGUUGGACUGCUUCCUGUCUGCCUCCCUGUCUCUCCCUGUCUCACCCUACUGCCUGGCUGCAGCCUGCAUCCUCAUCGCCUCCAAACUAACAGAGUGUGACACAAUCUCUACUGACUCUCUUUGUGCUGCAGCUGAGUACAGCUUCCUGCCCUCCAACAUACGGGAGAUGGAACGUGUCAUCCUUGCCACUCUUCGAUGGGACGUUGCUGCGGUAACUGCUCAGGACUUCAUUCCACAUUUCCUUCCCCCUGUAGGGGAGAGGAAGGAUGGAAAGACAGACACAGAGGAGUUCUUCUCCACACUGCGUCGGCAUAGUGACACCCUGGUUGCCAUGUGUGUCUGCGACUACCGUUUCCUGGGAGCCCCUCCAUCCCUGGUUGCUGCGGCAGCGCUGAACUCUGCCCUCCGAGGUUUGGGCAACAAGGGUCCAGGUCAUCUGGGUCAUAUGAGUGCUACACUGGCAGAACUGUGUCAGACUGACCUGAUGGUGUUGCAGUGUUACAGUGAAUUGAUAGAAGCUGCCCUCAAACAACGGCUCAGAGGUGGACUCCAAGACAGUGCCAUGGAGAAGGAUGGAGAAAUAGAGGAUGAAAGAGCAGGCACUCCUACUGAUAUGAGAGAGAUUGAUUUCUAA